Centruroides sculpturatus (bark scorpion) is the source of this 1141-nucleotide messenger RNA. RefSeq names its product phosphatidylinositol 3,4,5-trisphosphate 3-phosphatase TPTE2-like (gene Pten). Gene Ontology annotation, molecular function: protein tyrosine phosphatase activity; phosphatidylinositol-3,4,5-trisphosphate 3-phosphatase activity. Bases 97 to 1026 code for a protein of 309 amino acids. Lineage: Eukaryota; Metazoa; Arthropoda; Arachnida; Scorpiones; Buthidae. The transcript is spliced from 10 exons. Gene Ontology annotation, biological process: protein dephosphorylation. The record is from RefSeq and is a predicted model, not a curated record. Gene Ontology annotation, cellular component: cytosol.
UUCUAUUAGAAAAAUAUUAAAUGCAGUGAUUUUAUUUUGUUACAUAUAUUUUCAAUAAUAUAUUCUAAUUUUUAUUUUUAAGAGAGAGUGAUAGCAAUGUCAUUUCCAUCAUCAGGAAAGAUGUCUCUAUAUAGAAAUCCAAUAAAGGAUGUGGCAAAAUUUCUAGAUACAAAACAUUAUGCUCAUUAUAAAGUUUAUAAUCUCUGCAGUGAAAGAACUUAUGAUGAUUCUUAUUUCCAUGGAUUUGUUGAGCGAUUUAUCAUAGAUGAUCAUAAUGUUCCUUCUUUAAAAGAUAUGGUUAGAUUUGUUGAAAAUGUUAAAGAUUGGCUGUCAAAAGAUAAAGAAAAUGUAAUUGCUGUUCACUGCAAAGGUGGAAAAGGAAGAACUGGUACAAUGAUCUGUGUAUGGCUUGUAGAAGCAGGACUCUUUGGAAGUGCUGAAGCAAGUCUGGACUAUUUUGGCAAUAGAAGAACAGAUUUAAGUGUUGGAAGUAAAUUUCAAGGUGUGGAAACUCCAAGUCAAAGUCGUUAUGUGGGAUAUUUCCAAAAAGUGAAAGAAAAAUAUGGAGGUAAACCACCUGAAGAAAUUCCUUUGAAACUCUCUGAAAUAAAAAUUUAUGCAAUGGCAGGUGUGGGACAAGGAAAUGGCUAUGAUUUUACUUGCGAGAUAUUUAUUGGAAGGAAGAAAGUAUUGGAUUGUGAUUUUGGUGCAAAUAAAAAUUGCCAGGCUACAUAUCAUAGUGAGCAGGAUGUUCUACAUAUUAUGAUACUUAAUUGUCCCAUACUUUUAGGAGAUAUAAAGCUAAGGUUUUCUACUACAUCUAAAAAUGUCCCUAGAGGCUAUGAAAAUUGUCCUUUUUACCUAUGGUUCCAUACAAGUUUCAUAGAAGAUGAUAGAUUAUUAAUUAAGAGGGAUCAAUUAGAUAAUCCUCAUAAACCAAAAACUUGGAAAACCUUUAGAGAAAAAUUUGCCAUUGAAUUAUUAUUCAACACACCCAGUGACCAUCAAGAUAUUCCAUUAAAUUAAUGUGAUAUUCAUCUCAUCCAGUUAUAUUUAAUGUCAUAUCACUAUUUUUUGAUGCUUUAAAAAAUGUAAGUGCAGUAUUCUGAGUACUUACUGUACAUCAUAUAUAUUAAAAAAA